GUGGUGUUUUGUUUAUUUAAUUAAAAAAAAUCACAUUACUUUUCUAACCCAGUUUAGGAAUAAUAUAUGAAACUGAGUAUGAAAUGAACAUCUUAUUGGAGUUGAAAGUCUUGGGCUUGUUUAGUUUUAAUUUUUAUCCCUUUUGCUCAGGCAAGUAAAUAACUUCAAUACACAGAAAUAUUUCAAGUUUUGAAAUGUUAAGAAAGGCUUUGAAAUGUUGCUUUUUGAGAUCACUUUGGAUUAAAAUGCUUCUUGUGGUUGUUCACUGCUAUUUAGAUUCCUUUUGCUUUUGGGGUGGAGGGGGGAGAGAAAUAGUAAACUGUCUGGAAUCCAGCAUUCAAACUUAUAUGAGAAGAUUAUUCUGGUUAAGAAGCUAGAUUGUUGUGUAAUUAAUUCCACUGUGAAACUUUAUUCUUCAAAACAUUCAGCAGCACUCCUGAAACAUACAGCUGUAGUGCUUUUGAAACCGAAGGUUUUUUAAAAUGGGGGAAAAAAAAAACUUUUGUCCCCAGGAGAAUAGUUUGACUGGUUUCCUCAUUUCUCUUUCAAAUAUAUAUUUAAGAGAGCUUUUAUUUCAGCAUAACAAUAAUUAUUUGCAGGAGUUUUUGUGUUAGCGACUAAUUUAGAACUUGUAGAUUUGAGCUGCCUGAAUUGGCCAGACAGCUGUAAUCGCACUCCUCUGUUCUUAAUCUCUUUAUCUGGGCAGCAGCUGCCAUAUGGCCACAGUCAGCUGGAUCAGAUGUUUAUAAGCUUCCUUCUCUGUCCCUCUCUGUCCUCUCAGCCUCCUAAUUUGAUCACGGCUACCUUGUGAGCUGCCCUCCAAUCUUUAUUUUUAGCCCUCUCAAGGAUUAGGAUUGAUGUUAGCUGUGGGGCACUUAAAGUGAUUGUAUUGUAAAUCUUGGUUUAUUCUAGCGGUGGCAUCGUGCGGAAGGUAUUUGGGGGCUAGGAUGAAAGUUUUAGUCCAUCUUGGGCAAAGUGGGGAAAAAGCAGGGAGGUAAUUUCUGGAAUAUUAAGUUGCUAUGUAUCCGUUCCCCAGUGCACUCUCUGAGCUGCUUGGUGUGGAACCUUGCUUCUGGUCACAGGAAAGGGGAAGUCGGGUUUUCUUGAUUUUUUUUUUUUUUUUAAGGAGUUGAGUUUUGCAGUUGAAUUUUGACCCUUUGUACAUCUUCGCCUUUCCUCUCGGUCAGUCUCACCCUCCUUCACCAGAAAACAAGGGCAGCGAUGCAUAUUUGAAAGAAUAGAAGCUAGUGGGAAAACAAAAUAUAUCAAGUUUUACUGAAACAAAGUAUUUUCUGUUGCAUGAGGUAAGGCAGAGUCAGAAAAAAAAAUAGUUUCUCUUUUUCUAGUAAGGCUUUUGGGGCGGGGGGCGGAUGUUGAACCUGUAAAGCUUUUGAAUACGAUACGCCUUCGUUUAAAAGUUUGAAAUAAUUUUGGUAUGGAAUUCAUUUGCUUUUCAACGGAUCAAAGUUUAGAUGAGAAUUUUCAGAGUUAAGUGAAGCCCUUCUGGUUCCUGAUAUUCUGGAUGUACAGAUUUUACAAAGAAAUAUUACUAUUUUUUUUCUCAAUUCAUUUAAAAAAUAUUUGGAUUUGUUCAUAGUAAAGAUGAUCUUUUCCAUCUGUUGGUGUAGUUCUUUCUGAUCUCGUACAUGUGUGCCAUACCUGCAAAUCCUAAGGCAUUAACAUCUGUUUUUAUACACAGGGCUUUUGUUGUUGUAACACUCUGACUUUAAAAGUUAUGAAGACAGUAUGGAGUUUCCAGACCACAGUAGGCAUCUGCUGCAGUGUCUGAGCGAGCAGAGGCAUCAGGGCUUCCUUUGUGACUGCACUGUGCUGGUGGGAGAUGCCCAGUUCCGCGCGCACCGAGCUGUACUGGCUUCGUGCAGCAUGUAUUUCCACCUCUUUUACAAGGACCAGCUGGACAAAAGAGACAUUGUUCAUCUGAACAGCGACAUUGUUACAGCCCCAGCUUUCGCUCUCCUGCUUGAAUUCAUGUAUGAAGGGAAACUCCAGUUCAAAGACUUGCCCAUUGAGGACGUGCUAGCAGCUGCCAGUUAUCUCCACAUGUAUGACAUUGUCAAAGUCUGCAAAAAGAAGCUGAAAGAGAAAGCCACCACAGAGGCAGACAGCACCAAGAAGGAGGAAGACGCCUCGAGCUGCUCGGACAAAGUCGAGAGCCUCUCCGACGGCAGCAGCCGCAUGGCAGGCGAUCUGCCCAGUGACGAAGACGAGGGCGAAGACGAGAAACUGAACCUCCUGCCCAGCAAAAGGGACCUGGCGGCCGAGCCUGGGAACAUGUGGAUGCGCCUGCCCUCCGACUCCGCGGGCCUCCCCCCGGCUGGCGGGGAGGCCGAGCCACACGCCACAGCAGCUGGAAAAACAGUAGCCAGCCCCUGCAGCUCGACAGAGUCUUUGUCCCAGAGGUCUGUCACCUCCGUGAGGGAUUCGGCAGAUGUUGACUGUGUGCUGGACCUGUCUGUCAAGUCCAGCCUUUCGGGAGUUGAAAAUCUGAACAGCUCUUAUUUCUCUUCACAGGACGUGCUGAGAAGCAACCUGGUGCAGGUGAAGGUGGAGAAAGAGGCUUCCUGUGAGGAGAGCGAUGUUGGCACUAAUGACUAUGACAUGGAACAUAGCGCUGUGAAAGAGAGUGUGAGCACUAACGCCAGGGUACAGUACGAGCCGGCGCACCUGGCUCCGCUGCGGGAGGACUCGGUAUUGCGGGAGCUCGAGCGCGAGGACAAAGCCAGCGACGACGAGAUGAUGACCCCGGACGCCGAGCGCGGCCCGGUGGAGGGCGGCAUGGAGAGCAGCCUGCUGCCCUAUGUGUCCAACAUCCUGAGCCCGGCCGGCCAGAUCUUCAUGUGCCCGCUGUGCAACAAGGUCUUCCCCAGCCCGCACAUCCUGCAGAUCCACCUGAGCACGCACUUCCGCGAGCAGGACGGGCUGCGCAGCAAGCCGGCCGCCGACGUCAACGUGCCCACCUGCUCGCUGUGCGGCAAGACUUUCUCGUGCAUGUACACGCUCAAGCGUCACGAGAGGACCCACUCGGGCGAGAAGCCCUACACGUGCACGCAGUGCGGCAAGAGCUUCCAGUACUCGCACAACCUGAGCCGCCACGCCGUGGUGCACACGCGCGAGAAGCCGCACGCCUGCAAGUGGUGCGAGCGCAGGUUCACGCAGUCGGGGGACCUGUACAGACACAUCCGCAAGUUCCACUGUGAGUUGGUGAACUCCUUGUCUGUCAAAAGCGAAGCCCUGAGCUUGCCCACUGUCAGAGACUGGACCUUAGAAGAUAGCUCGCAAGAACUCUGGAAAUAAUUUUAUAGAUAUAUAUAUAUAUAAAUAAUAUAUAUAUAUACAUAGAUAUACAUAGAUCUCUAUCUAGUUGUGGUACGGUCUAAAAGCAGCCUUGUUUCCUGGAACUAAACCGUCGGGGUGUUAACUCGGUUUUGCACUUUAGAGUAGCAUGAGACUCUCACUAAUUUAGCAUUCUGGUAAAAGAGACUUUGGAGCAAGUCGGAGACUAGAGAGGGCUUUUUCUUUCGAGGGGGUAGGGGAAGUAAGCCAAUAAGAACCUUUGAAACAACUCGUCCUAUCACAAGAUGCUUUCACAGGGCUUAAUUCUGUCGACACUGCAUUGUCUUCUGAGCGCUCUCUCUCUCUCUCUCUAUCUCUCUCUCUCUCUCUCUCCCACUUUGUUUUGGUUUUGUGUUUCUGUUUUGUUUUUUGUUUUGUUUUUUUGUUUUUGUUUCUUUUCCUUUUUCAGAGUAGAAAUUCCCUCCAGUUUUAUUAGCCUCUUUAUAUGUCACAAAAUUGCAUGAAUCUUUUCUGGCUGUUGGAAACCUGAAUGCUUUUAGACCCAAAUGGAAAAUUUCUGAAAUGCUGGAUUAUCUAUUUUUAAACAAGCAGUUGACUUAAAACUUUCUGUGGCAACUUCUGGUUUUCUGACGGUUCCCAAUGAGAGAAAUUCUGAAAGUACACUGGGAUCACUGGGACGCUGUCUUUGUGAAGGUUUGCUUGGGAUGAAAAAGGAUAUUGCAGCUUCAGCAGUGUUGAACUGUGUGUUGAAAAAUGUGAAUUACUGUUCUUGUAUACUGUAACUGAUUACACGGGCUGGGGGGGGUGUCAAAGAACUUGACAGGUUGUGUUGAUGCUCUUAGUUGAGUCUUGAAAAGUAAAUAUUAACGCUACAGAAAUGCAUGAGUUUCAAUAUAUUUUUUGUCUUUGUUUGCAUUGUAUAACUUUAACGAGUGAGUUUAAAAUUAUUUAAUUUCCUUAGAAAAAAAAUAGCACCGUUUGGGGAAAAAACUGGUGUUAUGAAGAACGUAAAUGCACUGUUUUUAUUUUUAUUUUAUAUAAUUUAAAUUGACUCUCCCACUGUCUUUAAGUUGAAACUGUUAAGCUGAAUAAAAACUUAAGCUGCAAAUUGAUAACUUUGCUACAUAACAAGGAAAAUAUAAAUGUUUACAAACGGCUUAAAGAUUUGCAUGUGUGCAGUGUGCAUUUAUAACAAACUUCUAAUUGCACAAAACCCAUGCAGGCUCAAAAGUUUAGGUGUACACAUUUGCCCAGUUGAGCAUUUUUAGAAUAACUACUGCACAAAUUGACAAUAGGUCAUUCUCUCUCUUCUUUCUUUCUUUCUUUCUUUUUUUUGGGGGGGGGCUCCCCUUCUCUUUUUCUUCCCUUCUCCCUUACCCUCCCCUCGCUCCCUCCCUCCCUCCCCUCCUUCAUCCUUCCCCCACUCCCCCCACCCCCAACUCAUGAAAAGAUUCUAUAGACUGAAAAAGCCCCGGGCUGAAAGGACUGGACUGCCUUGAUUGACGUGGGGAAGGUGGGGAAGGGGGUUAGUAGACUAUGUGUAUGGGGCAGAGGAGGCUGCAGCCCAGUGUGGUUUUAAUGACCAGCACGCAGGGCAAAAGCAUUUUGCACAGUGUUUGUUUUCCUGUCUUGCACUUACAAAUAAGGUCUAUGGGAGUAGCAUGGAAAACGUUUGCUGUUUUUCCCUUUUUUUUUUUAAUUGCUUUUGUUUAAAAUUUGAUCGCCUUAACUACUGUAAACAUAGCCUAUUUUUGUGCUUAAGAUACUGAAUGGAAAACUCCAUUGUGUGUUGCUGGACUGUUUUGGAAAUAUUUGGUCAAAUGUGUGUUAAUUUGGCUGUAAUGGCAUUUAAAGCAAACAAACAAACAAAAAAAAGCUGUGAAAAUGGCCUUGGAGCAUUAUCUUUAGUUACUUGAAGAGUUUCUAGUUUUUUUAAAUACAGUUUAUGUUAAAAUAAUUUUUAUUAAUUUAGAGGAGACAAUCAAUGUCUGAGAAAACGGACUUUCUUUUGGAUUUUCUUUUUGUGGUCAUUGUGAGUGAUUGCUUUUUCCUUUUAUUAGUUUCACAUUCUUCCUUUGUUCUAAAACUUAGACUGACAUCUAGCUUUGACAAUCAUAGUAUGUUUUAUUUUCCUGAGGGGGGAAUAACUUAUAAUGCUGUUUAGUUUUGUACUAUUGGUGUGUUGGUGAAUUUUUAAACUGUGUGCUAACUGCAAUAAAUUAUAUGAACUGAGAA
Leptonychotes weddellii (Weddell seal) is the source of this 5550-nucleotide messenger RNA. The record is from RefSeq and is a predicted model, not a curated record. NCBI's taxonomy places the organism in Eukaryota, Metazoa, Chordata, Mammalia, Carnivora, Phocidae.